AUGACAGAGCAGAGCCUCGCCAGUGGUGGUAAACCGUGGCUUCUAACAGGCAUCGGCCAGCUGCCCAAGAUCGUCGUGACUGCCGCUGCCGCCUACGAAGACGUGUUUAAAACACAGUUUGACGUGUUCGUACGCGGUCCGGGUGAGACGGUGUUGGAAGUCUUGGGCGAGGGCAUCUUCAACGUGGACGGUGACAAGUGGAAGCACCAGCGUCGCGUCACGAGCCACCUCUUCUCCAUGCACAUGCUCAAGGACUGUAUGAACGCCGUAGUUCGUGAGAAGACCGUCAAGCUUCGUGAUGUACUCGCCAUGUGUGCUGAACGAGGAGACUCCGUGAGUAUGAAGUCGCUGCUCAACAAAUACACUGCCGACACGUUCACGCGCAUCGGCUUCGGCGUGGAACUCAACGGCCUUGACGAGCCUGUGGACGUCGAUACGACGCAGCCAUUGGACGCUGCUCUUCGGGUAGUGCAGACUCGACUUCAGAGUCCUGUGUGGCUCUGGAAACUCCGUCGCAAACUCGCGACGUCUGAUACGCCACACAGGGAUCUGAUGACACUCAUGCUGCAGUCUGGAGACUUCACGGACGCCCGUGAGAUCCGCGACGUCGCUGUCAACUUCUACGCGGCGGGUAAAGACACCACCGCCUUCAGUCUGUCGUGGUUCAUCGUCAUGAUGAAUCGACACCCUCUUGUUCUCUGUAAGAUCCGCGAAGAAAUACGUCGCGUGGCCCCGGGAUUGUUCGUGGGUGAACUGGACACGCCAACACUGGAACAACUGCAACAAAUGACGUAUCUGGAGGCAGCGUUGAAGGAGAGCUUGCGUCUCCACUCACUCGCCGUCUAUCGUCUUGCCAAUCGAGACACGACGAUGUAUGACGGCACGUUCGUCCCUAAGGGAGCACGUGUGGUCUUCUCAAUGUACGGAUCAGCUCGUCAACCGACGGUGUGGGGCGCUGAUGCUGCCGAGUACAGACCAGAGCGCUGGAUCGACGAGAAGACUGGGAAGAUGAAGACCAUCUCGUCGUUCCAAUUCGUCACCUUUAGUGCCGGUCCGAGACAAUGCAUCGGUAUGCUUUGGCCAUGA
Molecule: messenger RNA, 1086 nt
Organism: Phytophthora infestans T30-4
Lineage: Eukaryota; Oomycota; Peronosporomycetes; Peronosporales; Peronosporaceae
Product: cytochrome P450, putative
Exons: 2
Coding region: 1-1086 (361 amino acids)
Molecular function (GO): heme binding; oxidoreductase activity, acting on paired donors, with incorporation or reduction of molecular oxygen; monooxygenase activity
Source: RefSeq, a predicted model, not a curated record